Danaus plexippus (monarch butterfly) is the source of this 1963-nucleotide messenger RNA. It is a transcript of the gene PIG-T, whose product is annotated as GPI transamidase component PIG-T. Gene Ontology annotation, cellular component: GPI-anchor transamidase complex. Lineage: Eukaryota; Metazoa; Arthropoda; Insecta; Lepidoptera; Nymphalidae. Gene Ontology annotation, biological process: attachment of GPI anchor to protein. The record is from RefSeq and is a predicted model, not a curated record.
AAGAUAAAGUCGGAUGUCAAAUGCAUUUGUCAAAAGUGCGAAUUUGAAAAUAAAUAGUAAAAUAAUUUCUGACAUCAAUUAGUAUUAUCCCCUAAUUAUCCAAAAAUUAAUAUAGUAAUAUCAGUAAAUAUAUUUGAGGUGACUGGCAUAUAAUAAUUAAUUUAUGAAAUCACCAUUCGAGUGGUUGUCCUGUAAGCCAAAAAUUUAGAGUAUUCAUCUGCAAAAAACAUUUAUUUAGUUAAAUCACAGACACUAAAAUAAUUUCAAAUGUGGAGACCGGAGUUCAUAACUUUUUUUCUUUUAUUUGCUACAUUAAUUCAUUCAAACAAAGGAGAUGAGUUUAGGGAAGAGAUUUUUAUCAAACCUUUACCUCCAUCUCACCUAUAUGUGUACUUUCAAUUUAUAACAAUAGUCGAUGAAGAUUCAAAUUAUAAGCAUUCUCAUCUUGCACCUCAGUUUUUAUUAGAAAUUAUGUCAAACUAUCAAGUGGAUGAAUUGCAUUUAACUUUAACAGAAGGCCAAUGGAAACACAGUCAAUGGGGCUAUCCCAUACUUGAUGCCGCACCAGGAGCUGAACUUUAUGCAUGGUUUGCUCCUGAUGUUGUUGAUAUUGAUAACCAGUGGAAAAAACUCAGCUCAACUUUGUCAGGACUUUUCUGUGCUUCUUUAAAUUUCAUAGAAAGCUUUAAUACAAUAUCACCCAAAAUGGCCCUGUGGCCAACUGGUGCCACUACAAUGAAGCAAAAUGUUACCUCCCACUUGAGAUAUGCUUCAUUACCAAGAGAAAUUGUAUGUACUGAAAAUUUAACUCCAUGGAAGAAAUUGUUGCCAUGCGGAUCAAAUCAUGGAUUUGCAUCACUCUUAAAUUCAAGAAUGAUACACAACACAAAUUAUCAUUCUAUAGGAAUGCAUGUUAGAAGAAUAUGUGACAAAAAUGACUGUUUGGAAACAAAACUUGAAGUCAAACAGACUGUUGCGUUAGUUUAUGAUUUUAAAAUAAUAUACAGUAGCGAUUGGUCAUUUAGAAAAUUAUUUGGACAAGGUUUGCCAGGAGCAUGCCCUUUGUCAUCAUCGAGCAAAAUUUAUGUUGAUAUUACAUCUAAUAACACAUAUGCAUUCAAACUUAGCCCAGAACCUACAAAUAAAAUAUUAUCAGUAAGAGGUGGUAGCGAAACUGAACUAGCAGUAUAUGAGAUAAAUAAUACCGAAAUGAUGAACAUUGUUGCAAAAUAUGAAAGUCCAUACAAAAUUACUGUGAAGAAUUCACCGCCAGUGACAUUCAAUAGAUAUGUCUUAGGCUAUGGCAAAGAGUUUGGUGGUGUAACAGAGCUCACUAAUAAUUACUGGGCACCAAUAGCUAUUGUUCUUCUUGAGAAUGCUCCUUGGUGGUUGCCUAUCCAAUUGAGUACAUUGAGAAUCAAUGGUGAAGCUGAGAGUAAUUUAAUAAUGUCACAAUACUAUUCACCUGGUCGUAGUAGGCAGAAACCUUACCAUUUAGAGCUCCUCAUAAAAUUACCACCAAAGUCAACAACAACAGUUACAAUCGAUUUUGAAUUUGUCUUAAAAUGGCAAGAAUAUCCACCUGAUGCUAAUCAUGGAUUCUAUAUAGGUUCAGCUAUAAUUUCAGCAAAUCUCCCUACUGCUAAGAAUUAUACCAGCCUACCAAUAACUGGAAGCACAUUUGACUCCAUUGUAAAUGCAUCAAAACCAUGGUAUCCCAUUGUUCUAAGAACAAAUGGGGCAAUGGUUUCCUUGCCAACUCCAGAUUUCAGUAUGCCUUAUAAUGUUAUAUGUUUGGCAUGUACAGUGGUAGCGUUGGCAUUUGGUCCUCUUCACAAUAUAUGUACCAAAGAACUAGUACUAAAGGCGGUUGGAACUGCAGUGUCACUGAGACAAAAAAUAACCAAUAUAUUCAAAAAAAAGAUUGAAUAAUAUUUGCAAAGUAAUAAAAUCCUACUGAAAA